GGCUCACGUUGAUUUCCUCUUAUGUGUUUUGUGUAUGAUUGUAAAUAUUAAAUGAAAAGUUCAAAAGUUCUCCUUUGUCUCAGGUCUGCCUCGUGUUCACGUUGACGUCUACCACGUGUUUUGUGUCUAUGACUUAUAAUUAAUAACUAUUAUUUCAUUGUGCGUUUCGUGUGUUUACAACGGUGUUCGUUGAAAUCAUUGAAACGAGGGCGUUUUGCGGUGAAUAAAUCGCAAUUUUGUGCAUUUUAAACUGUGCGAAAGUUAAUAACGUAACAUGGUGUCCAAUGCUUACAAAAAAAAAAUUCAAAAACGUGAAACAGCGAUUAAAUACAAAGACAGAAGAGUAGAUCUUCUUAAAUCUCGCAUUCUAUCUACGGAAAAUCGUAAAUCCGAGUAUUUCACACAAACCGUCAACGGUGAUGCCGGAUCGUCGUUGCUGACAUACCGUGCCACAAGUACACCGGAGCCGGCCGGUCAUUUUUCCACCGUCAAAUUCACAUAUAAAGAUCAAUACAUGUUAAAACACAAAAAAGUUUCCGUGAAAAAAAUUUGCCCCGGUUGUGGCUUACAGUACCCAGUUGCUGUGAAGACUUGUACCAAAUGCAAGCAUUCGUUUUACCUGUCCAAAAAAGACAUUACCCCCAAAGUUGCCCCUGCCAAGGUGGCAGCGGCGACGGUCGUGUCAGUUCAGGAAUCCAAAGAUGUUACAACCUCUUCGACUACACGUUCAGACGGCCGCCGUAGAACUGAACGUGUACGCCGUGAAAAACCUAACUAUUACGAUGCUUCUGCAUUCAUACGUAAAACUCGGAAACGUACUGAAAAACCAAAUGCAAAACAAAAAGAUAAUUAUCAAGGUCGCCGAGGUGUACAGAUAUCACAACCUAAAAAAGGUGUUGCAUCUUUAAAACAAAAUUAUAAAACAAAAGUUGUACAAGAUCCAGAAGAUAAAAUAUAUCAUACUAUUAUGAAGAAUGAAAAAGCAAAAGUAUGUGCUAUCAUUCUAUCUGAAUUGAAUGAAAAGUUAAUGUUAACUUCUUGGAGGCCGUGAAGCAAAUGAUUUCAAGACUUAUUACUUUUUAGUAUACUAAUUAUAAGAUAUUCAAAAACAUUUAAUUUUGAAUAGUUAAAAUUUUUGAAUAGGUAAAAUUUUAAGUGAGAUGUAUUUAAAUAA
Molecule: messenger RNA, 1174 nt
Organism: Rhopalosiphum maidis (corn leaf aphid)
Lineage: Eukaryota; Metazoa; Arthropoda; Insecta; Hemiptera; Aphididae
Product: UPF0547 protein C16orf87 homolog
Exons: 4
Coding region: 275-1051 (258 amino acids)
Source: RefSeq, a predicted model, not a curated record